ACAGGACGCCGUUAAUGUCCGGAAACGCCACAUUCUGUGUAUCUCCAUGGAAACACGGGCACUGCUGAACGUUCCGCCUGAAUGUUGUGAUCUGUCAGAGCGACGGACGUAACGCAAGAUUCACGACAAGGAAGCGUUUUGCUGGACAGAUGUGAUCACAGGUUCGAUUCAUCCUUUGAGUAUAGUUGCCCCAUUCACAGCCAUGGCAGAGCAAGACCCAGCUCACCACCACACAUCAGAUUCAGCUUCAUUACCUGCAGCUACAAAUGUAGAGACUAACAACUCCAGAGCGUUGAACCAACCUUUGAGUGAAGAGCCUCGAUCUCCAGGCAUGGCAGAGCAACACACAGAUCACCACCACAUUGCAGAAGGCAAGGGAGAAGAAACUAAGGCCCAAUUGGAUCAAGUGAUUACAAACAAGAGGAGAAGGAUUAAAAUAAAAAAGGCUCAACUCUCACAAGACAGUGAUGCGGCUGGCGAUAGGAUGGCGCCUGCACAUGACGACACAACGCUGAAAGUGGCGGUAAACAGAAACCCAUUUCAGGCUGAUGAAAGAAGUUGUGGUGAUUACAACAGAGAGACACCAGGAAAUGAGCAACUGGCCUCAACAGCUGAGGAGAAGUCCAGAGAACACCCGAUUGGGGAGAAGAAAGAAUCAGAAACGACAACCCCGCCUACUCUAAGUGAAGGAAAGGAUGACCAAGUCGAUGGGCCUAAAGAAGAAAGCUCAGACACCAACAACACACAUCCUGAAGCUGGAGACAAUGAUGAAAGCAUCAAAAAGGAAGUUUUAGCUCACGAAGAAGAAGAAGAGGAUAUCCCGGAGAGAAGAGCCUUUCCACAGUUUCAGGAAAAUGUUGAAACCGUCGGUCCAUCCACUGAAGAGCCUGCUACAGUUCCAGUGGAUAAGGAAAAUACAGGAGGAAUUGGAAUGUACCUCAUAUUAGGUUUCGCGGUGUUAUUGGUCGCCAUCGUUGGACAGCAAUUCUACCAACCUGAGUUGCCGCGUCAGAAAAACGAUGAGCAGCAAAUAGACAUCUUCCUCAGGCAGCUGGGUAAAGUUAAGACUCAGUUCCCUAACCAGCGUGAGGUGCUCUGGAGCCGGAGCAAGAUCCACCUGCUGAGGCACCUCCAGACAGCCCAGCCCACAGAGCCGGUCAGCCUCAUCCUCACCGCGGGUCACGGUGCUGAGCGGACACUGCACUGCCUGGCUCAGAGCCUGGCCACCGCCUUCUCCACUUCCAUCAACGCCUCCGUCCUCCACAUCGACGGAGCCAGCAAAGCCAGCCAGGACAGCGACCAGGUCAAACUGGACAUCGACAGCAAGCUGCAGGGAGCUUUCGAAGGAGACAAACCGGUGGCCGUCAUUAACCGCUUCGAAGAGCUGCCACCAGGCUCCACGCUUAUUUUUUAUCGCUACUGCGACCAUGAGAACGCUGCCUACAAGAAGACUUGUCUGAUCUUCACCGUGCUGCUGGGGGAAGAAGAGGAGAUUCCUGCCGAGGCUCGUUUAAGUGCUGUGGAGGAGAUGGUGGACGACCACCUCCAGAAGAAGUUCCUUUCUGACGGCCGUCCUGUAGCUUUCGACAGGAUGGACCUCGACAAAUACGGUGGACUGUGGAGUCGAAUCUCUCAUCUCAUCCUACCUGUAGCGGCAGAAAGAAGGAUUGAACUUGCAGGGUGCUAAAGGGACAUAAAAAGACACUGUUGAACUUUGAGUCUAGAAACUCAUCUACCACCACGUUUCCCUUAGAGUGAGUCCUUCUGAGGCCAGUAGCAGUGUUUUGAAAACCCAAAUAUUUCUUGCAUAAUUUAUAUUGAAGCUCAACACAGAUGAAAGGAUCACGAGGAAAUAAGACAUUUAUAAUAUUAUGAAGAUAAGGUUAUUCGUUAUUUGUUAAAGGAAUUGGGGUCAAAAUUGUUUGGCAGUAAGGCUGUGGUGCUUUACUCAUAUAGCAAGAUCAAAUGUAGUUAGAUAAAUGAAUUUUAAGAUAAUAAGUCAUUAACUGGGGUACUUGUGGAUUUAACAUAGAACUAUACUUUCUGAUUCACAACACAGGGUUUUUUAUUUUCAAUACAAAUGUCUUUUUCUGCAAUUGUCAAACCUACAUGGCACCACAUGCCUUAACUGAACCUCUUUUUAAAUAUACCUUUACAUGUGUCACACUACAGGAAGACGUGUCUUGAAAUAAGUGCAUAAAUUGAAUGUGCCUUAAAGUGCAAAUAAACAGGUAAUUUUAAAUAGGUCAUUUGUUGUCAUUGUGAUGAUCCAUGUUGCAGCUAGAGGGCGGCAAAACCAGGGCUCAGACUUUGCUGCUGUGAAGCAUCACAUCACUAUGCACCAGGUUACUUUGUAUUUGACCUCGAAAUGUGAUUCAGAACCUUACAUUUUAAGUUGAAUCAUUAAUAAAAAUCAAGAUGAAUCUAAAA
This is a messenger RNA of Eleginops maclovinus (Patagonian blennie), 2430 nucleotides long. RefSeq names its product torsin-1A-interacting protein 2-like. Gene Ontology annotation, biological process: membrane organization. NCBI's taxonomy places the organism in Eukaryota, Metazoa, Chordata, Actinopteri, Perciformes, Eleginopidae. Gene Ontology annotation, cellular component: membrane. The record is from RefSeq and is a predicted model, not a curated record. Gene Ontology annotation, molecular function: ATPase activator activity.